Messenger RNA from Aureobasidium pullulans EXF-150, 2063 nucleotides. Its product is annotated as WD40 repeat-like protein. The transcript is spliced from 11 exons. Gene Ontology annotation, molecular function: nucleosome binding; protein binding. Gene Ontology annotation, biological process: negative regulation of transcription by RNA polymerase II. Gene Ontology annotation, cellular component: ESC/E(Z) complex. The record is from RefSeq and is a predicted model, not a curated record. The coding region runs from base 282 to 1898 and encodes 538 amino acids. Lineage: Eukaryota; Fungi; Ascomycota; Dothideomycetes; Dothideales; Saccotheciaceae.
ACACCUGCCACCUGCCACCAGCAAACGCGAAGUCGCUCGCUCUGCCCCGUCUCUCCGCAUCCCAGUCAUAAUUGCCUUCUCACAGACAGCCGAUAAUCGAUGAAUUACUGAUCAAUCACUUUCACUCCCUGAGGCACAAACAAUCUUUUGCGUAACACGUGCAUUGUCCCAAUCCGGCCUCUACCCGACCGACAUGAUGCAGCUUCUAUUCUAAUUGAUACUUCCAACGAGCCUGUCCAACUCUUCAAUCCAGCACACUGCCCUGGUUAUCGCCCUUAGCUAUGGAGUUUCCUCAAGUGAAAGCAUGGCUGCGUCUUCCUGAUGAGGAGAAUAAUCUCUCAAUCUACGACGUGAAGUUCUGCCCCUACUUGAAGCCGGAUGAGGAUCCCGUUUUCGCCGCGGUGGCAGGAAGAAAAAUCUACAUCUGCAAGCCUGUCUGCAAGUCGAGCACCUCGAAGACAUACGAUUUGGAAGCCCUGAGAGUCAUCGAAGACCCUGAUGAAAACGUCUCACUGAACAGUGUUGCAUGGUCGCUUGAUACCGACACUGACGAAUCUCUCGUCUGCGUCGCUGGGUCUGGAUCAAAGAGAAUCAGCAUCUGGAACGUGGUCACAGGGGACCUGGUUCGGCACCUUCACGGACACGGCGGCGAUGUCAAUGACUUGGUCAUCUCACCAGCAUCACCACAUGUGUUAGCCUCUUGCUCGGCAGAUUACUCGAUUAGAGUAUGGAACUUGGAUCCCAGAUAUCACAAGCAGCCCUGCGCGGCCAUCUUGUCAGGGGAAGGUCAUAGACAGGCCAUUCUCUCUAUCGAUUUCCACGAAAACGGUAGAUGGCUUUUGAGCGGCGGACAAGAUACCCUGGUUUGUUUAUGGUCCGUUCCAGAGAUAUCUGACGAGAAUGCCGGAACAGACAACCCGACGGUUGUGGUCUACCCCCAUUUCGCUAGCAGUGGAAUGCAUUCCGACUACGUAGACUGUGUCAGGUUCUGGGGCGAUCUGGUCAUGUCCAAAGCCUCCACGGGAAACAACAUCAAAGUCAAGAGAGGAGAGAUAAUCCUCUGGAAGAUUGAAGGCUUUUCAUCUGCCGACGACCACCCACCAGAUCCACCUAUGCCGGGACAAGGCCAUCUGACGCGCUCGGCUUUUGGUGGAACCUUCUUACGUCUGUUGACCUUUGAUAUGGUGGCCAUAGAACCAUUCUACAUGCGAUUCGGGCUCUUCAAACGACCAGGUCAACGUCCUAUGCUCGUUAUGGGUAACAUCCGAGCCCGGUAUUCCUUUUGGGAUCUUCAACGCUUCGAGGAACGUGCGACUGCUGGCAAAGAAUCCGCUACUGCCACCAAGGACGAGAAGAAGAAAACAUCUCUCGCUAAAAGGAUCUUGAUUAAACGGAUACGAGCCCGUGGUAACGCCACUCUAUCAAUCAAUGAAAGGGAUCAAGGGAGCAGUGAUUCAAAAGCUCAAGUCCCGAUCCGAGUGCCUGCCCCUCGUUCGGCCCCUAAACAUCCAUCUCUAGCGUUCGUGGCAAUGCGCAACUCAGCAGAACUCGCCCUCCGCAACUCCACAGACCUCUCCCUGCGCAACUCAACAAGACCCUCCACAAGAACUUCCACCAAUCCUCCCCCUACAAAACCACCGCCUCCCACUUCCGCAGCCAUGCCCGGCCCAGCUCCCAGAAAUCCAGCAAAAGGCAAAGGCAAAGCUACAGACCCGACCGCGCCUCGCACCCACGCCAUGAAGAAUUACAUCCGACACGCCGCUCAUAAGACGACGGUGGUCCAGUGUCCGGUCGAUUUCGCCUGCAGAGCUGUCGAGUGGAGUCCGGAUGGAAAAUGGUGUGUUGCGGUGGGUGAUCAUGGUAUCAUGGCUAUUUUCGGACGAUGGAUGCCAAAGUGAUGGGGAUAGAAAGGUUUCAUAUUGAUCAAGAACGAACAAGUGGUAACUACGAUGUGGUAUAGCUAGGGAUCGAGGACUAGGUCAUCGAUUAUGGUUUGGAGGAAGACGUGGCAUUAAGCUCUCGAAGUGUCCAUCUACGAACGACCUUAAUCGAUGACAACAAAA